AAAUAAUUCUUACGCUCGAGUGAUCUUGUUUAGUUUUCAAAACUGGUUUGCGUCGAUUCUUCAGUGACGAUGAUGCAAGAACACAAGUCCUUUUUGAUAAGAGAUCUUUUGGGCGACGUUCUGGCAGACAGAGUUCAAGAAGAUUCCGAAGAUGAUUCGGCCGUUCAUUCGGAUUCCGAAGAUACAAUCGACCCUGGCAGUAGUCCUUGUACUCGACUAGGAAGUCCACCACCUGUUCUCUCGCCUCCACCAGGUCCGGCAACGUCCGGUAAAUCUUGUGGAACUCCUAGUGGUCCACCUAGUGGAAGAAAGCCACGAAGAAGACGAACGGCUUUCACACAUGCUCAACUUGCUUAUCUAGAAAGAAAAUUCCGUUGUCAAAAAUAUCUAAGCGUAGCGGAUCGUAGCGACGUAGCAGAUGCAUUGUCUCUCUCAGAAACUCAAGUGAAGACUUGGUAUCAAAAUAGAAGAACGAAGUGGAAGAGACAGAAUCAGUUACGACUCGAACAACUUCGUCAUCAAGCCACGGUAGAAAAAGAGCUCCUUGUGAGAGGCGUCGGUCUUCAUCAUGGUAGCAUAGACGCCUAUUGCCCGUCUUACAAUACACAAACACAAGUGACAAAUCAUGCACCUCCACCACCACCACCACCAGCUCCAUCCACGGCGUCCACGGCAGCGUUCCUUUCGACGGCGGCUGCACUUUUUCGAAACGUUACAUAUGUACACGGCUGUCCACUCUAACGCGUGCGAUAUCAUAAUUUAAAUAUCGAAUCAUCAAAUAGCUCCUGCCUAACUCGAACACUCCUACGAGCAACAGAAAAGAUUCGUGUGGAAGCAAAGACGAAGUAAAAGGUUCCACUCGAUGUAUUUUAUUAUCUUCAUCGCUGCAACUGACAAAUGGUAUGGUUUUCAUUAUUACUUUUUAAAUCAUUAUACAUACUUUUACUUACGCGAUUAAGAAAACUCUCUUCUUUUUUUUCAACGUGAAAUUUUAUUUUAUACGCACGCGUGCAAUAUUUCAAUAUUUUUGUAUGUUAUCAGCAACAUGCGAUCAAGAACGAUAAACGUUCUUGAAUUUCUAGUCGAUAAAGUUUUGGUUUUAAAGCCUUUUCUCGUGUUUGCUUUCGUUGCAAACGGGACAGUUGAUCGACAAUGUAAAUAUGUAAUUAUUAAAUAGAUCGGUGAUCGUAUAUUCGGUUGUUUCUUGCAAAUGGUCCUUAUCUUGAUAGGUAAACGAAUGUUUUUGCCGAUAACGGGUUUCAUAUUUAACGAUGAAAACCUUUCUGCAAUAGCACAGUAAUUUGUAGCUACUGUGGAAAUUAUGAUAAAUUAUCACUCAACGAUGGGGAUCCAAUAAUUCUCUGAAACGAACGUCCGAUCGAUGAAUAACAAUUAGAGAAUAUAGUGAUAUUAAUACGUAGCUAUUUCAUUGUAUUACUUGAAAUGAUCACUUUGAAAGAUGAAAAUUGAUAUUUAUUACCGAAUGUGCAAUGUUCAACUAUGUGCGUAUUUUUCGUGUUUUAACGUCAACUUUAAUUUAGUGAUUUAAUCGACGUUCACUAUCGAUAUGUAACUUAACAUCUUUCACUAGUUGACAAUUUUGUGUAAAAUGAGAAGUUCUUGUAGAUAAAUAAAUUAUUAUGAAAUAAUAUAUAAACAA
This is a messenger RNA of Vespula pensylvanica (western yellowjacket), 1660 nucleotides long. Its product is annotated as homeobox protein MSX-2. Gene Ontology annotation, biological process: regulation of DNA-templated transcription. Lineage: Eukaryota; Metazoa; Arthropoda; Insecta; Hymenoptera; Vespidae. The record is from RefSeq and is a predicted model, not a curated record. The transcript has 3 exons. Gene Ontology annotation, molecular function: DNA-binding transcription factor activity, RNA polymerase II-specific; DNA binding. Bases 70 to 741 code for a protein of 223 amino acids.